CAUGGCAGACCAUCCCCCAGGCCCAACACGACCCAAACGACCAGGCCAUGCAGGCACGUCCAGCAACGAUAACUAGGGUGAGUCAGCACGUCCCGUCAUUGAUGUGCCGGGCCACGGGCCAGACCUUGCCGCGCAGCCCGUUUGACACCCUGAGCCGAUGGAAAUAAGUUAAAUAACUAAUAAUAGCAGAUGCUGUAUUGAGACCGUUCACUUUAGUUGUAAUGUCUAGUAGCUUCCCUCCCCCUCCGAUACUGUCAUUCGCAGAGAUGGCCACUUCCAUCUCUGAACUCCACCAAGCCCAUGCCCACAUUCUCAAGUCCGGCCUCAUCCACAGCACCUUCGCCGCAAGUCGACUCAUUGCCUCCGUCUCCACCAACUCCCACGCUCAAGCCAUUCCUUACGCUCAUUCCAUUUUCUCUCGCAUUCCCAAUCCCAACUCCUACAUGUGGAAUACCAUUAUCCGAGCUUAUGCCAAUAGCCCCACUCCAGAAGCUGCUCUCACGAUCUUUCAUCAAAUGCUCCAUGCUUCUGUUCUUCCUGAUAAGUACACCUUUACGUUUGCGUUGAAGUCGUGUGGAAGUUUUUCUGGGGUUGAGGAAGGGCGACAGAUUCACGGUCAUGUUCUCAAGACUGGGCUUGGGGAUGAUUUAUUUAUUCAAAAUACUUUAAUUCAUUUGUAUGCAAGUUGUGGGUGUAUUGAAGAUGCGCGCCAUUUGCUUGAUAGAAUGCUGGAAAGGGAUGUUGUUUCUUGGAACGCUUUGUUGAGUGCUUAUGCAGAAAGGGGUUUGAUGGAGUUGGCGUGUCAUUUAUUUGAUGAAAUGACUGAAAGAAAUGUGGAGUCUUGGAAUUUUAUGAUUUCUGGGUAUGUGGGUGUUGGAUUGCUUGAAGAAGCGCGGAGGGUUUUUGGUGAGACGCCGGUGAAGAAUGUGGUUUCUUGGAAUGCCAUGAUUACUGGUUAUUCUCAUGCCGGUCGUUUCAGUGAAGUUUUGGUGCUUUUUGAAGACAUGCAACACGCAGGGGUGAAGCCUGAUAAUUGUACGCUUGUAAGUGUGUUAUCUGCUUGUGCCCAUGUUGGUGCUUUGAGCCAAGGGGAAUGGGUUCAUGCAUAUAUUGACAAGAAUGGGAUCAGUAUUGAUGGUUUUGUUGCUACUGCUCUUGUGGAUAUGUAUUCCAAAUGUGGGAGCAUUGAGAAGGCUUUGGAAGUUUUUAAUAGUUGUUUGAGGAAGGAUAUUAGUACAUGGAAUUCAAUAAUUUCAGGAUUAAGCACCCAUGGAUCUGGACAACAUGCUUUACAGAUUUUCUCUGAGAUGCUUGUGGAGGGUUUUAAACCCAAUGAGGUUACCUUUGUAUGUGUUCUAUCUGCUUGCAGUCGUGCAGGCCUGCUGGAUGAGGGACGUGAGAUGUUUAACCUCAUGGUUCAUGUUCAUGGAAUUCAACCAACCAUUGAGCACUAUGGCUGUAUGGUGGAUUUACUUGGCCGGGUUGGACUGUUAGAAGAGGCUGAAGAACUUGUACAAAAAAUGCCACAAAAAGAAGCUUCUGUAGUAUGGGAAUCUCUUCUGGGAGCUUGCAGAAACCAUGGUAAUGUGGAAUUGGCAGAGCGAGUUGCACAGAAGCUCUUAGAGUUGAGUCCUCAAGAAAGUUCUAGUUUUGUUCAGUUGUCAAAUAUGUAUGCGUCUAUGGGAAGAUGGAAAGAUGUUAUGGAGGUGAGGCAGAAGAUGAGGGCACAAGGAGUAAGAAAGGAUCCAGGUUGUAGCAUGAUUGAAGUGGAUGGAACUGUCUAUGAGUUCUUAGCUGGUGAAGGAUUGGUUUCUGGAAAGGACUUUACGUGAAGGAUUCAUUGUGGUAAAAUCAAGGAGAUGAUCAAGACUUUAGAGGGUCACGCGUACUAACUGUUUUGCUUAGGAGAAGCAAGAAAAAAGUUACUUCUGCUGCAUGAUAUCAGUUACACUAAGAGCUACACUUUCCAAGUAGAAAAUGAUCGUCAUAACCAGAGACUGUAGGUGGUAGCCCUUUACUGUUGUUUAUGUUCCUUGGAGAGUUGCAGUUUGGAAGAAGGCUUGUUAAAAAAGCGUGGUAUUUAAAACACCAGUUGUUUGGAAAGUAAAACAAUGGGAAUCCGGUGCUUCAAUUAACCAUAAAUAUAAUUUCUGCAGAA
Molecule: messenger RNA, 2158 nt
Organism: Vitis vinifera (wine grape)
Lineage: Eukaryota; Viridiplantae; Streptophyta; Magnoliopsida; Vitales; Vitaceae
Product: pentatricopeptide repeat-containing protein At4g18840
Exons: 1
Coding region: 222-1832 (536 amino acids)
Biological process (GO): RNA modification
Molecular function (GO): RNA binding; protein binding
Source: RefSeq, a predicted model, not a curated record